AUGAAGAUUGGUCAACUGAGUAAGUUGGAAAAACUAGUUAUUGGUCAGAGUGAUUUGUUAGCAAGCUUGCCGAGCUCUCUUGGUGAUUUGUCCUCCUUGACUGAACUUCUCAUUGGCUCGUGUGACAAGCUGGAAUAUUUACCAGACUCUACAGGGCGUCUUGUUCUCUUGGAGAAAUUAACUAUGAUGAAUUUAGGAGUGAAAUCAUUUCCAGUAGCAGUUUGUCAAUUGACUAAUCUUAAAGAACUGUCGAUAACAGAAUGCCCAAUCAGCGCAUUGGAUCUUGGAGCAGGGUCGUUUGGUUAUUCAUUGUGCAACCUUAAGAGGAUAAGUCUAAGAGAAACUGAAUUGUCCAAGAUUUCCAUCUCAGAAGACUAUUUUCCUAGCCUUGAGUAUCUCUUUCUUGAAGAUAAUGACCAUAUAACGGAGAUAAAAGUCCUACCAACUACAGUCAAAGAUAAAAGGGGUAUUGUUGGUCUCGUAAACCUCCGCUUCCUAGUGAUAAUAAAUUGCCACAAGCUGUAUUCGCUUCCCACUUUUGCACAAUUUCCUUCUCUCCAAAACUUUAUUCUUAGUGGCUGCAUCGAGGUUAAGAAAAUACAAGGUUUACAACAUUGCAGGGAACUAGAGGUGUUGAGAGCAGAAACAAGCUGGGAGGAGCCGGGUAUAGAAAGUUUGGAGAGCCCGAAAAGAUUGAGGAAAGUGGUACUCAGAGAAAAUACGAGAGCAAAUGUUGAUGGUUGCAUUCAAAGCAUACAGAAAUGUCCUGUUGAAACUGCACGCGGGCAGUCCAAAAUGCGGCGUCACUUGCAUACCCUAAUAAAGAAAAUAUUUUCCUAA
Molecule: messenger RNA, 840 nt
Organism: Cryptomeria japonica (Japanese cedar)
Lineage: Eukaryota; Viridiplantae; Streptophyta; Pinopsida; Cupressales; Cupressaceae
Product: putative disease resistance protein At4g19050
Exons: 2
Coding region: 1-840 (279 amino acids)
Source: RefSeq, a predicted model, not a curated record